Molecule: messenger RNA, 1577 nt
Organism: Laetiporus sulphureus 93-53
Lineage: Eukaryota; Fungi; Basidiomycota; Agaricomycetes; Polyporales; Laetiporaceae
Product: galactose-1-phosphate uridylyltransferase
Exons: 5
Coding region: 125-1276 (383 amino acids)
Biological process (GO): beta-D-galactose catabolic process via UDP-galactose, Leloir pathway
Cellular component (GO): cytoplasm
Molecular function (GO): UDP-glucose:hexose-1-phosphate uridylyltransferase activity; zinc ion binding
Source: RefSeq, a predicted model, not a curated record
ACGAUCUCCGAACGCGGACGCUGUCCCACUUCGCCAUGGUUGUCGCUUUCGAUACUCCCGCAUUCAUUCUCUUGUUCUCGCAACCACGACAGCAUCGACAGGCCUGUCGUUAGAGAGCACAGAAAUGUCCGAGAUUCAGUUUGACCCAACAACCCAUCCUCAUCGCCGUCUCAACCCUCUUACGGGAGAGUGUGUUCUCGUCUCUCCGCACCGCAUGAAGCGGCCUUGGCUAGGCCAGACAGAGCCUCCGCAGCCGUCUACUCUUCCAGAAUACGACCCGAAAUGCUACCUCUGCCCAGGGAACGAACGGGCAGGUGGGCAACGCAACGCCGUCUACGAGCACACCAUGGUCUUUGAGAACGACUUUGCUGCCAUUCUUCCGCCUCCUGCGCCUGCGGCACCGCCGGCGCCCCACCCAUUGCUCACAACGGAACCGGUACAGGGCGGCUGCGACGUGCUCAUCUUCCAUCCGCGGCAUGAUCUGACCCUCGCGCGGCUGCCUAUCACGGACAUUGAGCGGAUCAUUGAGGAAUGGUGCCAGAUCUACACCAAGAGAGGCUCGGAAGAGGGCAUAAAGUAUGUACAGAUUUUCGAGAACAAAGGGGCGAUGAUGGGCUGCUCGAACCCGCAUCCGCACGGACAGGUAUGGUCCCUCUCAGCGGUGCCGUCCCUGCCUGCAACGGAGUUGUUCAAUCUUAGACGCUACGCGGCCUCUGACGUUCCGCCAUCGAGUGCACCUCGAGGCGAGGACGGCCGCCCGUGCAUGCUUUGCGAGUACGCACACUUUGAAAUUGGCGUCGAGCACGAAGCGGGCAGAGUGGUCAUCAAGAACGAGCACUGGAUCGCUCUGGUGCCUUGGUGGGCCGUUUGGCCUUUCGAGGUUCUCUUGCUUCCUUAUCACCGCCACAUCCCGUCUAUCCUCGAAUUAAACCCGUCGGAGAAGACUGCCUUUGCAGAUGUUCUGUCAAGGCUUACAAAGCGCUACGACAACCUCUUCUCGUGCUCGUUCGCGUACUCCAUGGGCAUCCACCAGCGUCCUGUGCCUCGCCAAGCCGACAGGUCCUCGGAGGACGACGUCGCACACCUGCACCUGCACUUCGCUCCGCCGCUUCUCCGGAGCGCGAGCGUACGCAAGUUCCUCGUCGGAUUCGAGUUGAUGGCUGAGCCACAACGCGACCUCACGCCUGAACAGGCUGCGCAUCGGCUGAGAGGAUGCUCGGAGAUGCACUAUCUCGACGCUGCCAGUCAAGCCUCGCUCGAUGCAAUGCAUAGCUGAUCGGGUGAUCCAUGGAACGGAUACUAAGUAAUUUUAUGCAUCACCUCAUGUGUAUUCAAGCUAGAGAGGGAUAUCUUUUGAGCUGCUCUCCGGGUAGUCUUGCCAAGCAGGCAGACAUCAUUGGCAGGACAACAUUCUUGAUAUUGACGAUGUCAAGUGGUAAAGAGCUCGCUGAUUCGGCAUGUCUUUGCAUCAUCCCACACACCCAUACUCAUCUGAAUCGUGGGCUUGUUCGCCUUCUCUCAGCAUGGCUUGAUGUCAUACACGCAGGAUAGCUGCUUUUCCAUCAGCCAUAUCGAAC